CACCCACCCACACACACACACAUACACCCCUCCGCUGCGACUCACGUGAGCCCGCGCCAGCAGUUCGUUGAAGUGCAGAACCACUGACUCCGCCCGCGCUACGAGGACGGUGGCGACGCCCGUGCCGCAGGGUUUCAGGGGGAGAGUGGAGAUCAUCCCGAUGAUGAUGCGAGGUGGAAGGCUCACGGGUUUGACCUCUCAGGUUCUGAGCAUGAGGUGCUUCAGCACGGAAAUAUUUGUCAGCAGAUUAUCAUUCUAUACAACGGAGGAAGAAUUCAAAGAUGUCUUUUCAUCAUUUGGCACCGUAGAGGAAGCUCGACUUAUGCGAGACCAGCAAACUGGAAGGAUCAAGGGAUUUGGUUUUGUCAAAUAUUCAUCGCAAGCAGAGGCAGAGAAAGCUGUCAAGGCAAUGGAUGGCAGGAUUCUACGUGGAAGAUUGAUCUUUGUGGAGAUGGCAAAAGAACAGAAAAGCAAGUAGGACACCCUCCACUGCAGAGGAUUUCACCAUUUUGGCUUUUGCCAACAAAUUGAUGGCAAGCUUAUCUCCAAGUGUUAAAAGUCUUCGGUUACCCCGUGCACUCCCCCGGUUUUGGUUCAUGAGCAAUCACAUUUGUUACGGAAGCUGGUGCACUUCAGCUUGUAUGUUCAUUUCUGAACAUGAAACAUGAGAGUGCCAUCAGCUUAUGUCAGAUGGCAAAUAUCCGAAAUUCCCAAUUGCUGAUGUAACUUAUAUACAAAGCAGAAGUUGAGUUUAUUUUGGCUAGUUUCUCUUUAGUAACACUGCUACCUUGCCAAUUGAAAGGUUGCCGUCUAUGUGUUUUGGUUUCUGUUGUCUGUGUAAGAAAUGUUAGCAACUCUGCCUACGAACUAACCUGGUUCGUAAUGCAUUGUUAAUGAUUUUAGAAAUGAA
Sorghum bicolor (sorghum) is the source of this 910-nucleotide messenger RNA. Its product is annotated as glycine-rich RNA-binding protein 4, mitochondrial. Gene Ontology annotation, molecular function: RNA binding. The record is from RefSeq and is a predicted model, not a curated record. Bases 161 to 478 code for a protein of 105 amino acids. The transcript is spliced from 5 exons. NCBI's taxonomy places the organism in Eukaryota, Viridiplantae, Streptophyta, Magnoliopsida, Poales, Poaceae.